AUGCAUAUACCGAUAAAGGAUGAGUAUGUGCGAGAUUUUUCGUUCGAACCAGAAAUCAUCCUGCGGCGUAAGGAUUCGCUAGACAUUCAGCGUGACAAGUACCACCGGAAGCGAUUGAACAGUCGACGGAAGCGGAUGAAGCAGAACGCACUGCAGGUGUUGGCCAAGUCGUCGCCAGUCCUACCGCCAGACCAUCACCGUCCAACGGAGCGCACGGAUGAUGGUGGCUCUGGUGAGGUGCUGGACGGUACGAAAAGUGGUAGCAAUAGUGAGACUAGUGCAGGUAUGCCGAGCAGCAUGUCCAACGCCACAUUGAUUGGUGUAUCGUCGCCCGCGGCUUGUCCGCCGGGUAGCGGGCUGGACGAUCUCGAUCCUGCGGAUAAGGAAGAAAUCCGCCGCAGUAUCGUUGACAUCGAGAUAGAAGAGUUUUACUACGUAAGUGCGCAGGCACAGGGACAGGUAGACGCAGAAUUUAGAUACCCACACGUACCCACAAUGUAUGGUCGGUACACGAAGGACCUAGGAGAAUACGCCAAAGAUGAAGCGCGAAGACUCAGGCUUCUUGAACGACGAAGAAAAAAAGAUGAUAAAGCAAGAAACAAGGAACUGUUGGAUGUCCGAGACAACAAGUUCUUCAAGGCCGCCUCCUGGCUGUGGCGUAACACAUUCGCUCGGCUGGGCGAAGACUGGGUGUUUUUGGCACUGUUGGGUAUCAUCAUGGCGUUGCUAUCCUACGUGAUGGAUAAGGGCAUCUCGAUGUGCACGAACUCACGCGUCUGGUUGUACCGGGAUCUCACCAACCAUCCGGUGGCACAGUAUCUGGCCUGGGUAUCGCUUCCCGUCUGUCUGAUCCUGUUCUCGGCCGGCUUCGUCCAUCUGGUCGCACCGCAGAGCAUCGGUUCCGGCAUACCGGAGAUGAAAACGAUCCUGCGCGGCGUAGCGCUGAAGGAGUACCUCACGUUCAAGACGCUGGUCGCGAAGGUGAUCGGUCUCACGGCGACGCUCGGCAGUGGCAUGCCGCUCGGCAAGGAAGGCCCGUUUGUACAUAUAGCUAGUAUAGUAUCGCAGCUGCUAAGUAAGAUCAUCACAUCAUUCCAAUCGAUCUACGAAAACGAAUCACGCAACACGGAGAUGUUGGCGGCGGCCUGUGCGGUCGGUGUCGGUGCCUGCUUUGCGGCCCCGAUCGGGGGCGUACUGUUCAGCAUCGAGGUAACGACGACGUACUUUGCGGUGCGCAACUACUGGCGCGGAUUCUUCGCAGCCGUCUGUGGUGCUACCGUGUUCCGGCUGCUGGCGGUCUGGUUCCAGAAAGCGGACACCGUGACCGCCAUGUUUUCGACCAACUUCACGUCCGACUUUCCCUUCGAUCCGCAGGAACUUUUCGUGUUUGCACUGAUCGGACUCAUCUGUGGCUUAGGUGGUGCCUUGUACGUGUGGGUGCAUCGGAAGUACGUACUGUUUAUGCGCUCGAACAAAAAGAUGAACAAAUUCCUGCAGAAAAACCGUUUUCUAUAUCCCGGCAUUGUGGCGCUAAUUGUGGCCACCCUGUCCUUUCCGCUCGGCUUCGGUAAGUACAUUGCCGGCGAGCUGAGCACACACGACCAGGUUCAUCAGCUGUUCUCAAACUUUACCUGGACGAAGCACGAGCUCACCGUUGAGCAGGCGGCCGUCGUAUCGAACUGGCGCACACCCGAAACGAACGUGUUUGUUAACCUGAUUAUUUAUUUGCUGUACACGUUCUUCUUGUCGAUCAUUGCCUCAACCAUUCCCGUGCCAUCCGGUAUGUUCAUACCAGUGUUCAAAAUUGGCGCCGCAUUUGGACGCAUCGUCGGUGAGUCGAUGCAUCUUUGGUUCCCGCAUGGCGUCCGGUAUGGGGGCAUGUUGGCACCGAUCAUUCCCGGUGGCUACUCGGUAGUUGGGGCGGCCGCUUUCUCCGGUGCCGUCACACACACCGUGUCCGUCGGUGUGAUCGUGUUCGAGAUGACGGGUCAAAUAACGCAUAUCGUGCCGGUCAUGAUCGCUGCGCUGAUCUCAAACGCCGUAGCUGCGCUGCUGCAACCGUCCAUGUACGAUAGUAUCAUUCUCAUCAAAAAGCUACCGUACCUGCCGGAUCUGCUGCCGUCCGGCUCGGGCAUGUACAACAUUUACGUCGAGGACUUUAUGGUGCGUGACGUGCGCUAUAUCUGGAAGGGAAUCUCGUACCAGCAGCUGAAGGAAAUCCUCAAAGCCAAUAAGAGCCUCCGAAGCUUACCGAUCGUCGACAGUCCGGAUAACAAGGUGCUGCUUGGUAGCGUGCAGCGCUACGAGCUGAUCAAGAUGAUCGACAAACAUAUCGGGCGCGAGAAACGGCUCGAAGUGGCCGCUAAGCUGAUGAAGGAAGCGGAGGAGAAGGCGCGGGAGGAACAGGAGCGUCAGAAGCGCGAAGCCGCAGAAGCAUUGAAAACGCGCCGUCCAUCACGGUUCGAGGUUGUUCCAGCGCCGGACAUUUUGAAGCUCCGCGAACGGGCCAACAACGAAAUGCUACCACCACAAGCGCGCCGCGAAUCUAAUGCGUCCGUUACGGGCGGACCGGUGUUCGGUGGUACUCAGCCGAAAAAAUCCAUCCUUAAGAAAACGAACUCGUUCACGCUGAAAGGCUUCAGUCCGCUGUCUCCGCACAGUCCAGUGCACACGCCGUACACGACGAUCACCGGUACCGAGAGCCGCAUUCGGUCGGCGUUCGACAUCAUCUUCCGCAAGUCGGCUACGCUGCAGGAUGUGACGCCCGAUCCGGAAAUUGGUUCGAUCGGUACGCCGAGCAUCGUCGGGUCAGAGGUUGCUCCACUAACGCCCGGCAUCUCGAAGAAGGUGCAACUGCCACGGGAGCGCGUUAUCGAUCUGACCGCCGAGGAUCAGAAGGCUUGGGAGAUGGAAGAGAUGGCAAAGCCGAUCGAUGUCGAUCAUCUUCAUAUCGAUCCGGCUCCGUUCCAGCUUGUCGAGCGUACAUCCAUCUUGAAGGUCCACUCGCUAUUCUCGAUGGUGGGCAUCAAUCACGCCUACGUCACCAACGUCGGUCGUCUGGUUGGUGUGGUGGCUCUGAAGGAGCUACGAACGGCUAUUGAGAGCGUCAACAAUGGAACACUGACGCCAGAGUCCGUGAAAGCCAAACAGGAAGAAGAAGCUCGAGCACUUGCCCAAAAAGAAACCGACAACAAUAACGGCAUUUCGGCGGAAGAUCCACUCCUCCCGAAGAGACCCGGCGACACGUUUAGUGACAAAAAAGUAAAUAACACAAUCACCUCGAUGGAUUCGGCACUGUCCAACUCGGACAACUGUUCGGACAUUGAGCUAGACAAUAUUAACACUAGUCACGGUGAUACAUCGACCACUAAUGGUACCACCAUCAAGCCACACACCAACAACCAUUCCAGCCAACAGCAGUAG
Molecule: messenger RNA, 3423 nt
Organism: Anopheles marshallii
Lineage: Eukaryota; Metazoa; Arthropoda; Insecta; Diptera; Culicidae
Gene: ClC-a
Product: chloride channel protein 2
Exons: 9
Coding region: 1-3423 (1140 amino acids)
Biological process (GO): transmembrane transport; chloride transport
Cellular component (GO): membrane
Molecular function (GO): voltage-gated chloride channel activity
Source: RefSeq, a predicted model, not a curated record